UGUGCAUCAGUCCGAAAAGAGACCUUCAUUGAAAAUGUUGUCUGUAACGCACACGGUUUUUCUAAUGGUCGCUGCAACAAUAUCGAAUCCAUUCCCAGACACACAAGCAUCGAGGAUAGACGAGUUGGACAUCCCGCUCGUAGUGCGUAAUAAUACCGGACCGAUCGAUCUAUCUUGCGUUUAUUACGUCGGAUCGGACGAGAACGGCCUCGUGAUAAAGUGGUACCACAACAUGGACCAAAUUUACCAAUGGAUACCGCCAAUGCCGCCUCAGGACGCGGGAGUUAUAAACGGAUUGGCCGAGUAUCCCGAUGAGAAUCUGAGGCAUCCCAAUUUGAGAUCAGUCAUCCGUUUGAAAACUAUCACCGCGCAGAUGAGCGGGGAAUACACGUGCACGAUCAGUACCUUUCAAGAAACCAACUCAAAGAGAUCGCGAAUGAUCGUUUACGUGCCGGAAACGGACGCAACAAUCUACGUUUCGUCCUACAACGACACCCAUAUGAAUCUCACGUGCGUGGCGAACGGAGCACAACCGCGACCGAUUCUGAAAUUUUACAUCGAAGGAUUAGAGGCUGUUGAUUAUUACGACAGAACAGAGGAAACAAAAUGGUACAGAAAAGAUCUAUCCGUGAAACGCACGGCGUUAAUUAGGAACACUUUCGAUCCGAUUUUACUGGACUGCGAGAUUUCUAUACCGCGCACGAAUUACAAACGGAGGGAAAGGAUCGUCUAUUACCCCGUUGAAUCUUUAUUGCAAACGAGCACCGCGACAAGACAUCAAAUAAUAUCUUCCAACACCCACGCCGGCAUCGUCGUCUUAUGCAUAUUAUUAUUGUUAUUGCCUUACUAACAUUUGAUGUUAAUAUUUUAAUAACGCAUAAUCUCGUUCCCCCCUUCGUACUUCUUUUUUACUUAAAUAGGUUCUUUAGAUCCCUUACCGAUUUUUUCAACAAAGUUGGUUCAAACUGACUGACGGACUCGUCUAAUAGUAAUGGUAUUUCGACUUGGAAAUUUCACUGAAUAUUAUAUCAAGGCAGAAAAUGCGAUUGCGUAUGCGUUAAGGAUGAAGGAGGCGACAGUGGCUGGUGGGGGUCUAUAUCUUGG
Colletes gigas is the source of this 1104-nucleotide messenger RNA. RefSeq lists its product as uncharacterized. NCBI's taxonomy places the organism in Eukaryota, Metazoa, Arthropoda, Insecta, Hymenoptera, Colletidae. The transcript has 5 exons. Bases 35 to 850 code for a protein of 271 amino acids. The record is from RefSeq and is a predicted model, not a curated record.